CUGGGCAGUGCCGCAGCGUCACCCUCGAUCCCGUCGAUGCUGCAUGGUCUUCGUUGUCCGAAACUUGUACAUGUGUGGCGCCCACUGCCGACGUCGACAUGGGCGAGGCGACGCAGCCUUCUAACGCUGGCGAUUGAAUCCUCCUGCGACGACACCUGCGUCUCAAUCCUCUCCAAACGUUCCAUUUACUCCGAGCCGAAUUUCACAAAAGCGCAUCUACAUUUCAACGAAAAGAUCACGCUCCAUAAUACCGGAAAGGGUGGGAUAUGGCCACCAGAAGCUCUGAACAGCCACCAGUCGAAUCUUGCAAAACUGGUUGAAAGAUCACUAGCAUUCCUCCCAGAGGGGGACCAGGCUCUACCAGAGAGAAAAAGACUCUCGUUGCAGAAUGGAGGACUCAAAGAGAAGCCCGACUUUGUGUCUGUCACCCGCGGCCCUGGGAUGAACCAGAAUCUCGCAACUGGACUAAAUACUGCGAAAGGACUCGCUACGGCAUGGCAAAUACCACUGGUGGGAGUGCACCAUAUGCAAGCGCAUGCUUUGACACCAAGACUUGUCAACUCAAUGGAAGGAAGCGGUCACAACUCUGUGAAGCCUGACUUUCCAUUCUUGACGUUAUUAGUCAGUGGUGGGCAUACGAUGCUUCUGUACUCCAGAGGAUUGGUUGAGCACGAGGUUCUGGCUUCCACACGUGAUGUCGCGGUCGGAGACGAGCUAGACAAAUGCGGACGCAUUAUAUUGCCCCAAGACAUCCAGCAAGCCACACCUGAUACUGCUUUUGGAAAGUAUCUCUCAGCAUACGCUUUCAAGACUCCGGCAGAUUUCACCACCUGGGACGUGCCUCAAAACCGGCAGGAAGAGAUCCUCAGGUGUUUGAACAAGUUUGGCUGGAAUAUUAAGACCCCGAUGGCCAAAAAUAGGGAUCUGGCGUUCGCCUUUUCGGGCAUCGCGAGUCAGGUCAGUCGCAUCAUGCAUGAUCGUACUAGCAGUGAGGAUGGUGCUUCCAUGAGCGAAGAGGAGAGGAACUUUUUAGCCCGUGCUGCUCUAGGCACAGCAUUUGAGCAUUUGGGCUCACGAACCAUCAUCGCAUUGGAAAAGCUUCGAGAGCAGGGAGUCGAGAUAUCUACCCUCGUCGUGAGCGGCGGAGUCGCCGCAAAUGACUUCUUGCGCUAUUAUUUGCGUCAAAUGCUCCAUAUGCGAUCCUUCGGAAAUGUCAGCUUGGUCUUCCCAUCCGUCGAACUCUGCACGGAUAACGCUGCGAUGAUUGCCUGGGCAGGCAUGGAAAUGUUCGAAGCUGGGUACAGAACAGAUCUCGGAUGUGGCCCACUUAAAAAAUGGAGCAUGGAUCGUCACAGUGAGGACGGAGGCAUUUUGGGGGUUUCUGGUUGGCUUGGGACGGACGGCCAGUGUGUGUAACGGUCGAAAUGACCAUUUGGUACUCGUAGCAAAGACACUGUCAAGUCAUGAUGAUUAGACAUUGCCAGGGCUCCUUUUGAAGCGAGGCUACCGCCCCCUUGAAGCAAAGCUUCCCGCCGCUAUAUCAGAUGUGCCUGAGGCGAAGAAAUCCUCAUCCUCGAAGUCAAUGCGACUCCCCACAGAGACCGGACCAGCAUCAACCCCCUUUUGAGAAGAUCGAGCAUUAGUCCCUUCUCGCGGGUACUGGUGGGACAGUGUGGCAGAUUUUCCCUAGCAUUCGUCGCUCGUGUGAUCCUGGGAUCAGGUAAGCGAAAAAAAGGACAUUUUCGGCGACUCACGCAAGGUCCAGAGGUGGCCUCUCAGUUUGCAUCGGCGAAACAUACAUUUAGGAGUUCAUAUUCACGAGUCUCCUAAGCGCGGGCAUCUUUGUCCCGACUCUUCAAAUUAUGCCAGCUCUUCUCCACGGAUCCUACGACGUUGUUCAGCUGAUCAUGGAAGUCCGGAGAACCAGAGGCCGUGCGGACAGAUUCCGCCUGCAAUACCAGCAUUGCCAUCUCCGUUCGGUUCAUUCAUUGCGCAAAGCCGUCAAUGCAAAGGGAAAUGGCCAUUGAUUCUGGUGCUACCCUCGGCAGAAAGUUGGCCCCAAGGGGUUAUUCAUCAUUGAGCUACGUAUUAUUCUAAUGUUGGUGUUCGCUCAGCCACUCCACCAC
Exophiala xenobiotica is the source of this 2126-nucleotide messenger RNA. RefSeq lists its product as uncharacterized. The transcript has a single exon. Gene Ontology annotation, cellular component: mitochondrion. Bases 37 to 1416 code for a protein of 459 amino acids. Gene Ontology annotation, biological process: mitochondrial tRNA threonylcarbamoyladenosine modification. Lineage: Eukaryota; Fungi; Ascomycota; Eurotiomycetes; Chaetothyriales; Herpotrichiellaceae. The record is from RefSeq and is a predicted model, not a curated record.